AUGAAUCAACCGCAAAUUGGCACGUACAACGUAGGUACACAGUUAACAGUUGGGUCACACCAGGUUGAAAUCAUCAAAUAUCUAACAAGUGGUGGAUUUGCUCAAGUAUAUUCCGCCUUAAUUAGCCCACCUGACCCUCACUCUAAUUCAAACGUCGCAUGCUUAAAAAGAGUCAUUGUUCCAGAUAAACCAAGUCUAAACACUCUAAGGGCAGAAGUGGAUGCUAUGAGGUUGCUGAAGAAUAAUAGAUAUGUUGUAUCUUACAUUGAUUCUCAUGCGGCCAAGGCAAUAUUACAUAAUGGUUCGUAUGAGGUAUUCGUUUUGAUGGAAUAUUGUGAAAGAGGUGGUCUCAUCGAUUUUAUGAACACAAGGCUACAAAAUAGGCUGCAUGAAUUUGAAAUCUUGCAAAUAAUGAGUCAAGUGACUCAAGGAGUUGCUGCUAUGCAUGCGCUACAACCUCCGUUAAUUCACCGUGAUAUAAAGAUAGAGAAUGUUCUUAUUUCGGCGAAUAAUGAGUACAAGCUUUGUGAUUUUGGUUCUGUAUGCGGUAUUAUAAGACCUCCUAGGAAUUCACAAGAGCUGUCAUACGUUCAACAAGACAUUUUGAAAAACACAACUGCACAAUACCGGUCGCCAGAGAUGAUUGAUAUAUUUCGCGGUCUGCCGAUAGAUGAAAAGUCGGAUAUAUGGGCCCUGGGUAUUUUCCUAUAUAAGCUUUGCUAUUAUACAACACCGUUUGAAAAGGGCGGUGAACCUGCCAUUCUAAGCGGAAGGUUUGAAUUUCCAUUGUAUCCGAACUACAGUGAACAGCUGAAAAGUUUAAUACGCGAUAUAUUGGUACAGAAUCCAUGUCAUAGGCCCAAUGUUUAUCAACUACUGAAGAGGAUAUCAAUUAUGCAAAAUGUUCCCUGCCCAAUAAAUGAUAUACAAGUGGUACAGGCACCUAGCAGUCAUCUAAAUUUGACGGAACUUCACCAACUUUCUGCAACACAAAAUAUUCAAAGCUUGAACUCCCACAUGGUCAUGGACAAUACGAUGCCUAAUGCCACAUUCCAAAUUAGCGUGCCUGAUAAUAUCAUAACAGCACAAGCACACCAUGGUAGAAAAAAUUCACAAACAGCAUAUGACGCUACUUUGAGUAAUUCUACAAAAGACUCUCAGCCGCGCUUCGACAAAUCACAGAAUAUGCACCAUGCAUUAGGUUCUCCAUUAGUUGAAUCGGGUGCGAGUAAUGUUUCAAAUAAUGUCAGUAAAUCCAACGCAAAUUCCACGACUAAGUUAAAGCAGGCAAUCGUGUCUGAAGCACACAGUUUUAGGCAGAAUAAUUCAAUAAACAUUCCCCUGCAGAACAUAGUCCCUCAAUACGAAGAUUCUUCGUCCUCUUCAGAUGAAUCUUAUUCCGGAAACAUAGAUGAAUUGAAGAAAACUCGAUCACUUGGUUCUUAUUCCACACGUGGUAACAAUAAAAAAGACCAGUCCGUGAAACAAUCUCUUACGUCAUCAAGCCUACCAGGCAGUAGCUUCACGCCCACGUCUACAGAAGCCGAUUUGAAACAAGAAAGCUUACCUUUUGGGUCAACAUCAGUCAAUACUAUUGAUAAUUUCAAUGACGAUCUUCCAAUCCUCAUAAAAAAUAAUAAACCUGCAUACGAAGAUGUAGAUGUAUCUAAACAGAAUUUGAAGAAUUCCAUUCAACAGCGUAUGCUCGAUAAACUCAACUCUUCAGAGGAGUCAUUCAACACUAGAAAGAUGUCCAAGGCAAAGCUAAGUGAAAAAGGGGAGGCAGAUAAGCCGAUCUUGCUGAAAUCAAGUGCCCCAAUUUUAAAAGACAAAAAACCAAAGCCUAUCCCCCCACCUAAGCCUUUACAUCUAAAGCCCAAGCCUCCUCCAAAACCACUGCUCCUCGCCGGACGAAAGUUAUCCUUGGAGAAGUAA
Saccharomyces paradoxus is the source of this 1935-nucleotide messenger RNA. RefSeq names its product serine/threonine protein kinase ARK1 (gene ARK1). The transcript has a single exon. Gene Ontology annotation, molecular function: ATP binding; protein serine/threonine kinase activity. Bases 1 to 1935 code for a protein of 644 amino acids. Gene Ontology annotation, cellular component: cytoplasm. The record is from RefSeq and is a predicted model, not a curated record. NCBI's taxonomy places the organism in Eukaryota, Fungi, Ascomycota, Saccharomycetes, Saccharomycetales, Saccharomycetaceae. Gene Ontology annotation, biological process: protein autophosphorylation; actin filament organization; peptidyl-threonine phosphorylation.